AUGGCCUCCUUCCGAUCAGUCGCAGCGACCGGCCUACGUGCUGUGUAUUCGCGACCCGCCCUCUCCUCCAGACUCCCCGCCCUCUCCCGCGCCGCUUCAGAUGCGCCUGCAACAUCCUCCCCAUCGCAGCCGCCGGCAGCCAAGAUGGGCGAGAGCGGAAUGGUGAAGCAGGAGGGAGCAGCACAGGGCCAGCCCAGACAUGGCCCAGACUACAAUGCGGUCAUGGACUACCGCACAUCCAACUUCUCCCCAAUCCCCAUGCGCGUAAUGGACGGCAGCGAGCCCGGUGAGGAUACACCAGCCGCCGUACUGUCUGGUGCGCCAAUUGAGCUCCAAGCUCGCACAGUCCGCAUUUACAAACCCGCCAAAACUGCAACACAAUCCGGCGACUGGAACUCGCACCACUGGCGAAUGGAUUGGGACCCGCUCACCAAGGGUCAUCGUUGGGAAAACCCGCUGAUGGGAUGGCAGAGCAGUGCCGAUUUCAUGCAAGGCACACAUCUCAACUUCCAAACCAAAGAGGACGCUAUUCGCUUCGCCAACAAGCAAGGAUAUGAAUUCUUUGUGCAGGAGCCGAACGAGAGGAGAACCAUUCCAAAGGCUUAUGCGGACCAGUUUGUUCACAGUGCAAAGAAGUUGAAGCAGGUCAGGACGAAGUAA
Ramularia collo-cygni is the source of this 660-nucleotide messenger RNA. RefSeq names its product probable NADH-ubiquinone oxidoreductase 21 kDa subunit, mitochondrial precursor. Gene Ontology annotation, biological process: electron transport chain. Lineage: Eukaryota; Fungi; Ascomycota; Dothideomycetes; Mycosphaerellales; Mycosphaerellaceae. The record is from RefSeq and is a predicted model, not a curated record. Bases 1 to 660 code for a protein of 219 amino acids. The transcript is spliced from 3 exons.